UCCUCCUUUAUGAGUCUUCCUGCUCUUACUACUUAUUAUCCUGCAGCCUUUUGAUCGUUGCCGCUUAUUUCCUUUACACAUCAGAGGCAACAUGGCGUCUGGAGUAAAAGUUUCUGAUGAGGUGAAGCAGAUCUUCAAUGAAAUGAAAGUAGUAAAAAACGACGCUGAUGAGAAGGAACGUAUAAGAAUUGUGCUACUUUGGAUUGAUGGCGAUAUUAAAGUGGAGAAAAUUUACAGAGAGAAAGACCUGGAAGACCUGAAUGAUGUCUUCAAGUUCGUCAAGGGUCUGAUGCGGCCUGACCAGUCCCGCUACUUCCUGUAUGACUGCCACUUUGAAACCAAGGACUCGGGUAGAAAAGAGGAACUGGUCUUUAUGAUGUGGGCUCCUGAUGAUGCACCUAUGAAAAGUAGAAUGCAGUAUGCUAGCUCAAAAAAUGCUAUGCAAAGGAGUGUGCAGGGUGUCAAGCAUUGCUUCGAGGUACAUGACAUUGAAGAUAUGGACCCGGAUAGUUUUGCAGAACGCCUUAAACAUAAAGUUCUCAAAAUGGAGGGGCACCCUUUGAGGGGUAACUAAACAAAACUGCUACCCCGCUUUUUCAUAACAAGGUACUUUUGAAGGAUCUUUAGGGGAUAAUAAGUAACAAUUCCAAAAUAAAGUGAUUGUACCCUACCAAACUGUCCAGGCCCACUGUUUUGGCUUUAAAAAUAGUUCAGUCCAGACGUAAUUUUAUUCCUUCUUUAACGUUCUUAUUGGGGCUUUUUUUUUUUUUUCAUCCCAUUGUGUCCACAUUUAUUUUUAUUAUACAGCCAUAAAGGAAUAUAAAGGAGGUGCAGGCUAUGGGCCCAUUAGGUGGGCAGUGGCCCUCCAACAAUGUGUAGGGUUCAUUUUAAUUAAGUUAUACUGUAUAUGGUGCCCUUUGCUUUAAAUAUCUUCAAAAAGGCAACCCCAUCUCAGUUAGGGUUCUCUUUAUCUUUAAAAAAAAAAAUAGUCAGUAGCAAUCUAAAACAUAAUUAGAGGCUUAUCCAAUUACAUUUAGAAAUGAUAGCUAGUUUAGGCCAACACAUAUGUCAGGACUGACAAGCUGAGCGCCAAGUUGAGCUUGCUUUCAAGCUUUUCAUAUACAUCAUUAUCCUUACGAAUUUGCUGAGGGCCAAUGGACGACGGGCCGCAGUUUGCCCCCGGGCCAUAGUUUGGACACCCCUGAUAUACAUGCUUCAGUAAGAAGAGGAGAAAGUAGCAUAAAUAUUGUAAUGCUGGGUAUUAGUUCUUGCUUAUGAGUAAUGUGUAGCUGUGGUUUUAUUGACUGAGGGAUCCACCACAGUUGGUUAUUGACUGAGCAGUAUCUACAUGCUUGGCUAAAGGGGAUAUAUGUGUACAUUUCUACAUUGUGUUUGUGAAAUUCAAAGAAGCGGCAUGUUAGCCUCCCUGAUUUAGUUGCCUUACUGGGGAACACUCAACCUCAGGUUAACUGUUGCUGCGGUGAAGUAAUAAAUCUGGGUUCUGUUGAGCUAGCAAAUGCAAA
Molecule: messenger RNA, 1523 nt
Organism: Eleginops maclovinus (Patagonian blennie)
Lineage: Eukaryota; Metazoa; Chordata; Actinopteri; Perciformes; Eleginopidae
Product: destrin-like
Exons: 4
Coding region: 92-574 (160 amino acids)
Biological process (GO): actin filament fragmentation; actin filament severing
Cellular component (GO): cytoplasm; actin cortical patch; actin cytoskeleton
Molecular function (GO): actin filament binding
Source: RefSeq, a predicted model, not a curated record